Dermacentor andersoni is the source of this 3525-nucleotide messenger RNA. RefSeq lists its product as uncharacterized. Gene Ontology annotation, molecular function: metal ion binding. The record is from RefSeq and is a predicted model, not a curated record. NCBI's taxonomy places the organism in Eukaryota, Metazoa, Arthropoda, Arachnida, Ixodida, Ixodidae. Gene Ontology annotation, biological process: superoxide metabolic process.
AAAGUACUAUAGAAACGAGGGUAAAACAGAUCUUGCGUAAUUAAACAUACCACACGGUGCCCGUGACGACCUAAGCGCGGGCACCUUCGCCGCCGAGAUGCAUGAAUGCAAAUUUCUCACGCACGAAACGGCCCCCACCCCACACCUAGAGUCUUUGCGAUGAAAGGCAGUGGCCCACCACCAGAAGGGCAGUGGCCCAUCAAAGAAGGGGGCGCGCGCCCACCUCGGGGCCGAGAACUUUGGGGCCGGAGGUGGCAAGGAAAAAAGGCUGCUGGCACGCUUUCUCGGGAUUCCUGAGCUUCGGAUCUCCCGCGCCGCCGAGGCCAGCUCGUUGGCCCCUUCGGCCGGCGCGCGGAGAGGGGGGCCCGACAGACCUCUUUUGUCCCCCUUGCCGCACCGGUUUCUCUCAGCGCGCUGCGGCCGAGCGCGAGAUCGUGCGCUCCAGAGGCAUGACGCGGCCCGGCGAAGCCAUGUCGGCUACUGAAGUUUCUGAGGGAAGCCCGCGGACGACGACCAGACAGCGCAGGUGACCCACUGUGUUGUCCAACACGAUGCUGCUGUUGCUGCUGCUCGAGCUGUGCUCGGCGGUGGGCACUAGUGACCACCGGGACUUACAUGCCCCGUUCAACAUGGCAGGAGUGCAAGGCGAGGUUCGGCUCACCCCAUCCGAUUCGUCCGGCGUCAACAUAACGGUGCGUCUCGUCGGGCCCCCGGGCGAGUUCAGCUGGAGCGUGCGCGAGAUGCCGGCGCUGUUCGACGCGGCAUCGCCGUGUGCCGACUUGGGCCGCGCACGCCACGACCUGUCCCGGCGUCACGGGCCGCUCGAGCUGAACGGCACCGAACUGAGUUUCGAGGACGACCAGCUGCAGCUGCAGGGCUCUGCCAGCGUGUGGGGCCGCGCGCUGCUGCUGCAGCAGGGCAAGACGCAGGCCUGCGCCAACCUGCUGCUCGAAGAGGGCUCGCUCCACUGGGCCGAAGCGCUGUUCGCUGGUCCGCGCGUCGCCGGACGCGUGCUCUUCCUCGCGUCGCCCAGCGAGUCGCUGCUGGCCGUGCUGCUUUUCCAGGGCGGCCGCUCGUCGCGUUACACGUGGGAGCUGCUCGAGGCCGACGUGCUGGACGCGGCGCCCGGCUGCCGUUUCCUGCAGAUGCUCUACGACCCGGACCGUGCCGACGGCGACGGCUGCGGACGCAGCGCGCACGAACGUUGUCGUGCGGGAGACCUGAGCGCCAAACACGGGCCCCUGAACGUGGGUUCGCCACGCGGUUCGCGCCGCGCCCUGCUCGACAUGCACUUGCCUCUCGGCCACCGGCGGCUCUUCUUGGCGCUGCGCGAUGAGGCCACCAUGGCGUUUGCAGCGUGCGCACCGCUGCGUGUGCUCGAGGCGCGCACGGUCCACGCCAAGUUCCCGGACGGCGGCCAGCUCAGCUUCACCCAGCAGAGCCCCUUCCAGCCGACGCUGGUGCGCGCUCAGGGGCUGCUGGGCGCCAGCUUCGCCGUGCACCCGGCCCCUUACUGCGAGGGACCGCUGCGUGGGGCGCCGGCCGUUCAGCUUUUGGCCCCGGUGUCACUGGAGCCGCAGCUCGUUCUCUUCGGACCUCGUCGCAUAAUCGGCCGCUGGAUAUCCGUGACGCGCACCGAUGGCAACCAAACCGAGUGCGCGCGUGUCGGUUUUCCCGGACCCACUGUGGUGGGGAAGGCCACCUUCCAUUUCCCCGUUUCCGGCCAGGUGUUUCUGCGGCAGGACGCGAACGAUCAUCAGUCGGAGACUGCCGUGCUCGUCAAGUUCGACCCGUACGGCUUCAACGACACCACUCAGUACAAGCUGCAGGUGCACGAGCGCCGGCCGGGCCGCGACUUUUACAACUGGACGGCGCGCUGCGUGAGCGCCGGCGACGUGUUCGACCCGCUCAAAGUGGGAUCGGGCCCGUGCCCGCACCCUCUGCUAUGUCCCGUGGGCGCCCUGACGGCGAAGGGAGCCAAGCUGGCGGGCGCCAAACGCUUCUUUUACACGGACCUGCACCUGCCGCUGUCGGGCCCAAACAGCGUGCUGCAGCGCUCGAUGGUGCUGCACGACAGCGGAGCACCGCCGCACCGCGGCGACAGGCUGGCGUGUGCCGCUCUGCUGCCUCUUCACCCGAUUUCGGCGGCCGUGCGCCGCUGGCUGCCCGCCGAGCAGGGGGUCCUGGGCUACGUGGUCUGGUCGCAGGACAGUCCCGAGGACAGUGUGCGCGUGGAAGUUCGCCUUCGCGGACUAGGCGGUCGGGCAAGCGCGUACCAUGUGCAUGCGUUGCCGGUUCCGCUCGAGCAGCACUUUCCCUGCAAGGCCGUGCGCGAUGGCCGGGGCGGUGUGGUGGAGCUGAGCGACCGCUACGGGAACCUGGCCGGCAAGAGUGACGAGUCGCUUAAGACCCUGGACGCCGAGCUACAGCUGUUCGGCAACACCAGCGUGGUGGGAAAGUCGGUGGUCAUCCAAAUGGGCGAGCGCCGCUCAGUCUGCGGCACCAUCAUGCCCGAGAUGGAGUCCCGGAAGGGCCGCGAGCUCGUGGCCAUAGCCACCUUCGAUCACCCGGACUCUGCGCUGCAAGGCUACAUCAGGCUGAGGCAGCUCGAGUACAAGGACGGCGCCACGAGUGACACGUUCAUCCUGGUUGACUUGCGCUAUCCAGGGAAGUACAACCGCAACCAGACCAAGGGUCACCACUGGGCCGUGUACGUGAACCAGGUGGCACACGACGCCUUGGAGAAGAGUGAAAAGGCGCGCUGCAUCGCCGCCGGAUACCGCUGGAACCCCUACCUGGCCCAAUCGGACAAGGACAGCUACCACAGCGAGUGCAGCCCGCAGACGCCGCUCCGGUGCGAGAUGGGCGACCUGUCGGGGAAGCUGGGGUCGCUCAGCAUCGGCACGGGCCCCGCCAUUUACACAGACACCAACCUGCCUUUGGUCGGGAACUUCUCAGUGCUGGGCCGCUCCAUCAUCGUGUUCGCCCAGGACGGCUCGAUGCUGCGCAAGGCCUGCGCCAACAUCAAGCACGACAUCCACCUGGUGCGGCACGUCUCGGUGCGCAAGUUCCCGGGCUUCUCAAGCGGAACUUUCAUGGACCACAUGCGCACCAUGCUCAACUCCAGCGACUGGCUGGUCAUGUCGGACUCCCAGGCAGAGCAAGACAUCCUGGAGGGACAAUGCACCCAACUUACGGUUCACUUUUUCGGUCCCGAAGCACACCGUCUCCAAAUUGAGUUUGGCAAUCUGAUCACUUUUGGCAGCGUUCGUCGACAGACAAGAACCGGGCUGAAGCUAAUCAAGACCUUCUACCGGCCUUGCAAAACAUUGGACGAAGAGCUGAGCGACCAGUCUGUCUGUGUGGCAGUGAGUCUCCCAUUGCUGCUGCUGAUGCUGCUGCCUCCCCUGAUGAUGGCCUAGGUCGGAGGGUUGCGCCGAGCCCGAGACUGCUUGCGUGCCAGCAGGAGGAAGACCAUCGCCAGCACCAGGAGGAGAGUGAAGAGCACCACGAGCAAAACAAAAA